UAAUUCUUAUAUUUGUACGUAUAGAUGCCCUUUUGACAGAUAUGGCCCACCGGUCGGUCCCUCAAAGAAAAAAACGGCCCGGACCGCUGCGGCUAGGGGAAAACCGGCUCUCUCCCUCUCAAUGCGGCUCGGAUCGGCUGGGGGGAACCCCGCUCGCACUGCAUUCUUUCCCAGCCCGACUCCCUCUCCUCUGUCCAACGCUUCUUCGCCGUCUCCGCCGUCUUUGCCGUCGGCGCCCCGCCAUGGAGUAUGAGGAGGAAAGCAGCGACGACAACCGCCAAGACUACUCCCAAAUGCUCUGCGAAAAUAGUCAGGAGGACGAGAAGUACGAGAUUCCUGAUAGCAUUGAAGACGAGGAUUACACAGGGCUUGAGUUGGAGCUUAUGGUUUUCAGCCAAAAGCAUGGCAAAGCAACAAAGAGAUUCGUAGCUUUUGAAGGAACCAGCACUCGGAGGAGGUUCUUCGCAUGUGCUGAGAAGGGAGCUGAUAACUGUGGAUUUGUUUAA
This is a messenger RNA of Hordeum vulgare subsp. vulgare (domesticated barley), 506 nucleotides long. RefSeq lists its product as uncharacterized. The transcript has 3 exons. Bases 42 to 506 code for a protein of 154 amino acids. Lineage: Eukaryota; Viridiplantae; Streptophyta; Magnoliopsida; Poales; Poaceae. The record is from RefSeq and is a predicted model, not a curated record.